AUGCUUUUUGGGAGAUUCGAUUCCAUUAAGAAUAACAUGAGGAGUGAUGUUAUGUAAAUAUAUAUGCCUCUUCUUUUUUUCUUUCUCUCUAUACCACAGGCACGGCCUUCACCAAUAAAUCUAUGACGGCUUCUUCUGAAAAUUGCAUCUCAAGCCAGAGUUCUCUUACCAAACUCGCUCCACUUGAAGCAGUGCUCUUUGAUAUAGAUGGAACACUUUGUGAUUCUGAUCCGCUCCACUACUAUGCCUUCCGUGAAAUGCUUCUAGAGAUUGGGUUUAAUGGAGGUGUUCCUAUAGAUGAGGAAUUCUUUAUUGAGACUGUAGCUGGUAAACACAAUGAUGAUAUAGCCUUGGCUCUCUUUCCUGGUGAUCUUGAACGAGGUUUAAAGUUUGUAGAUGAUAAGGAAGCCAUGUUCCGGAGAUUGGCAGCAGAGCAAUUGAAGCCUUUAAAUGGCCUUGACAAAGUGAAGAAAUGGAUUGAAAAUCAUGGGUUGAAGAGAGCUGCAGUUACCAAUGCUCCAAGAGCAAAUGCAGAACUCAUGAUCUCACUACUUGGUCUCUCAGAUUUCUUUGAGGCUAUUAUUAUUGGUGGUGAAUGUGAACAUGCCAAGCCUCACCCAGACCCCUACCUGAAAGGUCUUGAAGCUCUGAAGGCAUCAAAGGAUCACACAUUUGUAUUUGAGGAUUCUGUUUCAGGGAUCAAAGCUGGAGUUGCAGCUGGGAUGCCCGUUAUUGGUUUAGCUACUCGAAACCCAGAAAGCUUAUUGAUGGAAGCAAAGCCUGCCUUUCUGAUUAAGGAUUAUGAUGAUCCAAAAUUGUGGGCUGCUUUGGAAGAACUUGACAAGGCUGGUGCCCCUUCGGUUUGAAUUAUUAGUGCAACUGACAGAAUUUCAUGAUAAAAACAAGUAGAAGGAUUCAUAUUAAAUUCACAGGUUCGCCUGCAUAAUUUUGUUGUAGGUGGGCCACAUUAUAAUAUUAGUCCAUAAUUGUUGUUGCUUUGCAACCGAGAGCAAACAGUUAUAUUCUAUUUGUAUUUGUAAUAAUGUCAUUGUUUAGUUAUGAACCCGUGGGUCUAGCCAAUGAAAUUGCAGUGUCCGAGUGUAACAUUUUUAUACUUUACAGAAUCCAAUCCCUCGCAAAUAAUUUAGAGUAUAUAAUUUACAUUAA
Molecule: messenger RNA, 1167 nt
Organism: Cajanus cajan (pigeon pea)
Lineage: Eukaryota; Viridiplantae; Streptophyta; Magnoliopsida; Fabales; Fabaceae
Product: Haloacid dehalogenase-like hydrolase (HAD) superfamily protein
Source: RefSeq, a predicted model, not a curated record